AAGGAAUCUUCAGUACUACAGAGUGCAGGUCCACUAAAGUCAUCGAGAGACUAAGUUUUAAUGAUGAUCACCACCAAUCUACAGAUCCAAAUAUUGAUAUAUUUCUACACACUACUCCUCAUGACAAGUCCAUCUCUGGCUUUUAAGCUUUGGAAGAAGAAUUCCAAGACACAUCAUGACAUAACUGUUGAUGCAAUUUUACAGACAACAGCCGAUGUCUGUAAAUUUCAAGCACAACAGGCGGGAAACAAUUUUGUUAUGCCAAGCCCACUGACAAUAGCAUCAGUGGCAAAAGCUUGUAAGUCUGAUUCAAUCACUUCGUUUCAAAAAAGCAUUAAGAAGAUAACCAGAUCCAAUGCCUGGAUUGAUUUUCGGUAUGUUGCUAAUGGAAGUUACCAUUUUGAUGAUGAGCUCUUCUUGUCUGGACGUCAACUUAUUACUGAUGGACUUUCUGCUAUCAAAUUCAAUGUCAAUGAUCAGAGCUAUGUAACUGCUAGAGAGGCACUUGGCAGCAUCCUACACACCUUGCAGGAUUUUUACAGUCAUAGUAACUGGAUUGAACUAGGACAGAGAAAACCUUACUCCAACCUGAUUAAACGAAACGCCCCAAUCAGCAACAUAGCAGAUAGUGAAACAUGCAGGCCUUGUAAUAGUGAUGUCUGCAGAGGAAACAUCCUGGAAGACAUCAUUAACCAGCAGAAACUAACAUCAGGAUACUUUGGCUUUUCCAAACCAAAAGGAAAGUGCAGUCAUGGAGGAUUUUUUGAUCCAUCAAGUUGGGGUCACGGUGGCAUAAAUAAAGAUGACUUAAGCUCCACUCAUGGUUAUCUCCAUGGCAUAGCAGCAUCAGUAGCCACUGCUGCAUCCAAAGAACUACUGCAAGACAUUCGAGCCACAGUUGGAGAUUCUACGUUUCUUAGACUGAUGGGACUCAGUCAGACUUCAGUGCUGUGUUUUGUUAUUGACACCACCGGCAGCAUGUCUGAUGACAUUGCCGAGGUCAGGAGAGUUACUUCAUCCAUCAUUGACAGUAAAACAGGCACAGCAACUCAACCUUCAGAAUACAUCCUCGUGCCAUUUAAUGACCCUGAUUAUGGCCCACUUACAAGAACAACUGAUCCUAAGAUAUUUAAAAAACAACUCGGUGCGCUUACAGCGUCUGAUGGAGGAGAUGCUCCUGAAAUGUCUCUCUCGGCACUCCAGCUCGCCCUCACUGGAUCUCCACCGCAGACUGAGAUUUUUGUUUUUACCGAUGCUGAUGCAAAAGAUAAAAGUUUGAAGAGCACUGUGCAAGCAUUGAUUGAGAUAACAAAGUCUAAAGUGACCUUCAUGCUAACUAACGCUUUAAGUUUUCGGCGUCGCCGGAGUGCCAGGGCUGUAGAUGGCCAACAGCAUGUCUCCACUCGGCUUUCAAACCCACAAAAUCAGGUCUACCAGGACCUGGCUCAGAGCUCUGGGGGUCAGGCUAUUGAGGUCACCAAAACAACCCUGGACCAGGCUACUGACAUUAUUGCAGUUUUCUCCAGAUCUACACUGGCCACUCUUUUUCAGGCUGUAAGAAACCCAGCGAAAGCUGAAAACUUUUCAGUCUUUGUGGAUUCUUCUGUGCAAAACCUGACAUUUUACAUCACAGGCAACUCUCCAAAUUACAAUAUCACUAGUCCAUCAGGAGUCUCACAAAGCAGUGCUGAACUGAAUGGGACAUUGGGGCCUAUUCAAAAAGUUGGAAACUUUCAUAAAAUGCAACCAAAUGUCUCAGACAAGACUGGACUGUGGCUCUUCAGUAUUAACUCAACACAACCCUACACCAUCAGAGUUGUUGGUCAAAGUGAGAUUGACUUCCUCUUUGACUUUGUGGAACUUUCACAGGGGCUUCAUCCAAGCUAUGCUGUAUUAAACAGCAGGCCUGCAGCAAAAACCAAUGUCACCCUGUUGGUCUCUAUGAUCGGUGGGGACAAUGUGACGCCUACAGAGGUGUCUCUGGUAGAAACCUCAAGUUCAAAUGCUUUAAAUGGGACACUGGAAGAGGUAGCCAGUGGGCAAUACUUGGUGACCUUCAACAGCACCCCAGCAGGAGAGUUUACUGUCCGUGUAGUUGGACAGAUCAGUUCCACUAAAUCUUCAGAUAACAACUUUCAGAGGCAAUCACCCACUCAAUUCCAAGCAUCAAAUGUGACCAUUACUACUCAACCUGUUGGAACAACAGAACCAGGAAAAAAUUUCACUCUGCCUUUCACAGUGGCAACCAACGACUCUGGAGGAAGCUUUAAUAUCAGAGUUAGCAAUGAUCGCAAUUUUGCCGUUCACUUUAACACGUCCAUAACUCUUGGAAGUGGUGGCAGCGCGAAUGAUUCAGUAACGCUGAUUGUUCCUGAAAAUACCUCUUCUGGAAUUGAUGUCACUGUGACAAUCCAGGCUGAAGCACCUGAUGGAAGCAACUCCAACUACGCUGUGCUGCGGCUUGCUGUCAUUGCACCGGUAACAGAUUUUACUCCUCCAGUAUGUGAGGCAGUUAGCGUAAAUGCUAACUGUUCAGGCAACUGCAGUCUUUCCUCAUGGUACCUCACUACUAACGUGACUGAUGGCAAUGGAUCAGGCCUACAGAAUGUGAGAAUCCUCCAAGGAAACGGCAGCCUGGACACCACCACUGUGCUCAAUGACACAGGCGUGAACGUCACUGUGGUAGUCUACAACUCCUCUUGCUGUUCCCUAGACCUUGAAUUGGUUGCUGUGGAUGCAGCAGGAAAUGUUGCCACCUGCUAUAAAACUGUGCGAGAAACAGAACCAAACAAUAGCACUGUACCCCCUGUAACAACCACCAACACCACCACAACUACAAUAUCCACAACUCCUCCCAUCAACCAAACUACUACUAAUCACGCUGAAUGUUGCUUGUUUUUACCAGUCUUCCUUUGGCUAAAUGUAGGAAUCUCAUUUUACCAAUUCAUGCAGCUUUAAGGGGAAAAAAAAGUGGAAAAUAUCUGAGUCUAAAUAAUAUUGACAUGUUUAUGGUUAUAUAGUACACAUUGGGAAAUUAUAUUCAUAUUGCAUGCAUAUA
Molecule: messenger RNA, 3058 nt
Organism: Neoarius graeffei (lesser salmon catfish)
Lineage: Eukaryota; Metazoa; Chordata; Actinopteri; Siluriformes; Ariidae
Product: von Willebrand factor A domain-containing protein 7-like
Exons: 16
Coding region: 61-2958 (965 amino acids)
Source: RefSeq, a predicted model, not a curated record